GAGAAGCUCUUGGACUAUAUCUUCGCCUAGUCCGCGAAAAUUUGAACACUUUUUCGUUUUCAAGGAUUAGGUUCCUAGCGACAAGUUUUUCGAAAUCACCGUCCCAAUCACCGUCCUAGAUGGCUAUGUUACGAAUAUUGCUCGCUUUCCACUUCGCGUUGGCACUUGCCAACACACAGCCCUCUCACCAAGAAUCACAGAUAUGCAUCAUCCCUAACCCGUUACUUACUAUUCCUGCGGAAACAUGUCUAAAGAGUUCCUCACCUGUUAAGCAAGAUGACCAAUCGAGCAAGAAACAACCGCCGAAGAAGGUCUGGAGAUUGGGUGGUCUCUGCCUUGGUCUCAGAGCGGAUAAACACUGCGUCUUCGCUAACCCGACGUUCAAUCAUGGUGAAGGUAUCACGGUAAUCACUACAAUGAAAAGCAUGUCUGCAAUUGCGACACGGCCAGUAUUCACCGGAGAACGGAAUGAACGACCGGGAGAAAUAGAGCCCAAUGCAACCGGGCCGUACCGUGAGGUUGUAAUAGAAGGUAAAGGCAUUGGUUUAGUAGCAACGAGGAAGAUCCGAGCGGGGGAGCUUAUAAUGGCUCUUACGCCCUCGGUUAUGGUCAGCGAAGAUGCGGUUAAGUCAUUAUCAAAGAGAGACCUUUCAGCGCUUCUCGUCCGUGCGUCCGAGCAACUACCUUCUCACCACAAGGAGAACAUAGAAAAACUAUCGACACAUAGCGAAACAAAAACACAGGAGGAGAAACUACACAAAAUUCUGGAGACUAAUUCCUUCCGAACGGGCUAUCAUGAUGGAGAUAACCCGUUUUAUUCUUUGUUUACUGAAAUAUCGCGAAUCAAUCAUGAUUGCCGGCCUACAUGCGCCUAUUACUUUGAUCACAGAGAUUUCCACCAGAGGGUACUCGCUUUGCGGGAUAUCGAACCUGAUGAAGAGUUGACAAUAACCUAUUAUGAUCCCAUCCAAACCCAUUCAGUGAGACAAGAGAUAUUACACAAGGAAUGGGGUUUUCAAUGUGCUUGUAAGCGUUGCAGUGCGGAUGCAUCGACAAUUGCCGAGUCGAAUCAUAGGGUCACGCAAAUCCAAGCCUUGAAGAACGAGUUAGACGAUCAUUCGGCAGCGUCAAACGGGUCGUCCGAAAAGGCCGAGACCCUAGUAUCGUUAUAUAAAGAAGAAGGGAUAUUGGGCCGUUUGAACGAUGCAUACUACAGGGCAGCGAUCGAGUAUAUUGGUGUUGGAGAUAUUGAGAACGCGAAAAAGUACGCCACCCUUUGUAUCGAUCAUGGCCUCCUAUUUAUCGGACCGGACCGACCUUUCAUCAAGGAAAUGCAGCAACUUAUUGAAAACCCAACCGGACAUCCGAAAUGGGAGUUUCGCUUGAAGAAAAAUUAAAACCGGAUUUCUUGGGAUUAUUCAAUCAUAGAGGCUACGGCAUCAUUCAAUAAACGAGCGAUUUCUGCAUGCGCAUCUACAGAUCAAUUCUAGGUCUUGUGUCAUUCACUCGCGAAGGAGGGAGACGUUGUGUAGUAUGUUAAUAAUUACUAAGCGUUGGUGAAUACCGAUAACACCUCCCGAUGUUGAGAUGAUGCGAGGAUACCCUC
Messenger RNA from Hypoxylon trugodes, 1606 nucleotides. Its product is annotated as SET domain-containing protein. The record is from RefSeq and is a predicted model, not a curated record. The transcript is spliced from 3 exons. Gene Ontology annotation, molecular function: protein binding. The coding region runs from base 120 to 1397 and encodes 425 amino acids. Lineage: Eukaryota; Fungi; Ascomycota; Sordariomycetes; Xylariales; Hypoxylaceae.